CGUACUGCGUUCGCCGAGGGGGAGGGCGGAGCUGCCGGCGGCCCGGGCGGGCUGGCAGCGAGAGUGGGUGCGAGAGCCGCCUCCGCCUCUGCCGCCUCCGCCGUCGCCUCCUCCGCCCGGGCCGUUCGCUGCUGCGCGGGGAGAGCGAGGCGGGGCCGCCGGGGCCGCCAUGGAGCCCGACUCGGUGAUUGAGGACAAGACCAUCGAGCUCAUGUGUUCUGUGCCAAGGUCUUUGUGGCUAGGCUGCGCCAACCUGGUAGAGAGCAUGUGCGCACUGAGUUGCCUGCAGAGCAUGCCCAGUGUCAGAUGUCUCCAGAACACUUCAGUUAUGGAGGAUCAAAAUGAAGAUGAGUCCCCAAAGAAAAGUACUCUUUGGCAGAUAAGUAAUGGAACAUCAUCAGUGAUCGUCUCCAGAAAGAGGCCAUCAGAAGGAAACUAUCAAAAAGAAAAAGACUUGUGUAUUAAAUAUUUUGACCAGUGGUCUGAAUCAGAUCAAGUGGAGUUUGUGGAACACCUUAUUUCACGAAUGUGUCAUUACCAGCAUGGACAUAUUAACUCUUACCUGAAGCCCAUGUUGCAGCGGGACUUUAUUACCGCUUUACCAGAGCAAGGCUUAGAUCACAUAGCAGAAAACAUUCUUUCCUACCUGGACGCCAGGUCUCUGUGUGCAGCAGAGCUGGUGUGUAAAGAAUGGCAGCGAGUGAUCUCUGAAGGAAUGCUUUGGAAGAAGCUGAUUGAACGAAUGGUGCGCACUGAUCCUCUGUGGAAGGGACUUUCAGAAAGAAGAGGGUGGGAUCAGUACCUGUUUAAAAACAGACCAACAGAUGGCCCUCCCAAUUCAUUUUAUAGGUCAUUAUACCCAAAGAUUAUCCAGGAUAUAGAGACCAUAGAGUCUAACUGGCGGUGCGGGAGGCACAACCUGCAGCGGAUCCAGUGCCGCUCUGAGAACAGCAAGGGCGUCUACUGCUUGCAGUACGACGACGAGAAGAUCAUCAGCGGCCUGCGGGACAACUCCAUCAAGAUCUGGGAUAAAGCCAGCUUGGAGUGUUUGAAAGUGUUAACGGGCCACACCGGCUCUGUCCUCUGUCUCCAGUAUGAUGAGCGUGUCAUUGUGACCGGCUCUUCAGACUCCACAGUGAGAGUCUGGGAUGUGAACACAGGUGAAGUUCUGAACACGCUGAUCCACCACAACGAGGCUGUGCUCCACCUGCGCUUCAGCAACGGGCUGAUGGUGACCUGCUCCAAGGACCGCUCCAUCGCCGUGUGGGACAUGGCCUCUGCCACCGACAUCACUCUGCGCCGCGUCCUCGUCGGCCACCGGGCCGCUGUCAACGUGGUGGACUUUGACGAUAAGUACAUAGUGUCUGCCUCUGGUGACAGGACCAUCAAAGUCUGGAGCACGAGCACCUGUGAAUUCGUUCGCACUCUGAAUGGGCACAAGCGAGGCAUCGCCUGCCUCCAGUACAGGGAUCGGCUGGUUGUUAGCGGGUCGUCAGACAACACCAUAAGGCUGUGGGAUAUUGAAUGUGGCGCCUGUUUAAGAGUCCUCGAGGGACAUGAAGAAUUGGUCCGAUGCAUCCGGUUUGAUAACAAGAGGAUUGUCAGUGGGGCCUAUGAUGGGAAAAUCAAAGUUUGGGACUUGCAAGCUGCUCUCGACCCCCGAGCCCCAGCAAGCACGUUGUGUCUGCGCACAUUGGUGGAACAUUCUGGACGUGUGUUUCGGCUACAGUUUGAUGAAUUUCAGAUCAUCAGCAGCUCGCACGAUGACACGAUUUUGAUUUGGGAUUUCUUAAAUGUGCCUCCCAGUGCCCAGAAUGAGACCCGUUCUCCCUCCAGAACAUACACUUACAUCUCCAGAUAACAGUCUGCACUUUACCCAUUUCAGGUUAUCCGUUAAUAGAGGAUGAGAGGCCUUCCUUGGGUGUGUUCUUGGAACUGAUGAUCAUGUUCAUCUGGUGCAGUAAUCCCAGCUGAGAAUUCUACAAGGAGGCCUGUGCAUUCUGUGCACACUAAACUUUGUAGAUUGAAGAAAUACUGUUGUGCAUAUUGUACUACCACAUAUGUAAAGACUGUUAAUAAAAUUCAUAUUUAUGUACAUUACUUAGUGCUUAGUAGCUUUUCAUCAUUGUAUAUUUUCCUAUUAAUUGAAUAUUAGAAAUGUAAAGAAAGUCCCUGUGUAGAAUUGUGACAUUUGUUGGUGAAAAGAUACGGAAUCACUGGUUUAUAGAUCACUAAGUUGACAUCUUUUCAAAUGCUCCUUAUUUCUGCUCCAGGAAGUUUAACUUAUUCAAGGGUCAACAAACUACAGCAGGCCAGAUUUGACCCUCUGCCCAAUCUUCUCUAUCCUUACCACAGCAGUUUAAGAGUAGUGUUUUGAAACAGUAUUAUUUUAAGACAUGUGAAAAUUAUAUAAAAUUCAAAUUCCAGUGCCCAUAAAUAGUUUUAUUGGAAACAGUCAUGUCUGUGUCUGUGCAUCUAGCUCUUACCUUCUGUCCGCUAUACGCUCUCCCACCCGAGCCACUGCUGUUGUCUAUGGAGUUUUUUGUGCUUCAGCGGCAGAGUUGAGUAGUAGUUGCAGCAGAGACCAUGUGGCUGACAGCGUCUAAAAUCUGUACACACUCUGACCCUUUAAGAAAAGUGUGCUGACCUCUGGUCUUGCCCCGUUCCAUCUAUUAGUGAUAGGCCGAGGGUCUGCAUCAGGAAUGGCCAGUGUUUUUUUUCAUGCCAGCUCAGUUUGAGCAGCGGUGCCUGGCUGGAGUACUGCCGGUCAGUGGGAAGGAUAACGGGACCCCGUGUGGGCCCAGGAGGACUCAGCGCCACCACGGGUUGGCCGCGCCUCCUUGUUUCUAGGAGCUGAGCUGCAGUAGUGACCCUUCAGUCCCAUACAUCAUUGCUGUUCCUGGUCUCAAGUGUGUUCAUGCUGUCUCUUGUGAUGAUGGCCGCCUCCCUCGCUGCUUUCUGUCUGGGUAGAUUCUUUACAAGUCAGUUGAGAAAUUCACAUGCCACACUUUUUACGUUUAUUAAAUUAUAGGAAAUUACAGAGGAAGAAGGCAAGGAUCUCUUGAAUGCUUGCUCAUCCCUGCCUCAGCCUUCCUUCCCCCAAAGUCAAAGAAAUACAUGAGGAAGGAGGAAUGGACCCAAAUGAAAACUGGUUUCCUCCUUCCUUCCUGGGCUUUUCUUCUCCCUCUUCAGCCCACCCUUGAUCCUGCUACCAACUGUGGUUGUCUUGGCCCUGCCCCUGCCCUUCACUAGCUCACUGUUGUCUCCAGGAACAAGGCUGAGCCAGGACGAGCUACCAGGACUUUGACCCUCUAGCCCUCACCAUCUGUCCUCUGUACCCUCCUCCACCCCAGCCUCUCAUUCUUCCCUCCCCAAAACCCAGUGCUCCAACCAGAUUGAAUUCUGUUCAUUUCCCUCUUUAUUCCUCAGACCUCUGGCCCCUUGCUCCCCUUGCUCGCGUUGUCAGGGCUUUGUAGAGACCAGCGCCCCCCUUCUCCCUUUGCCUGAUCUGACCUGGUUUAUUCUUUGGUGUUGAAAUGGUGUGCAGGCCUGUCUCUUACAAGACUGUGGCGCUCCUUCUGUUCUGGAGCCCCAGGGUCUAACAGGGCGCACGGUGAGCACAAGCGCAAGUGACUCCUGGGGCCAGCAUGACAUCUCUGUGCUCUCUCUCCUCAGCCAACCAGAAUCUGACCAUAAAUAAGUAAGUGUGCCUAAGAAACUGCAGUGUAUUCAUACAGGGACCUUCCGCAAACACAAAGGAAAUAACUCAGAAGACACUGGAAUAAAUUGUCCAAAGUAGCAUAGUCAAAGUACUAGAUAUAUUCUUCAUAUACACGGGUACCUAGAUGUACACAUCUCCCUCUGCCCUUUCCCUUUCCCUUUGCUAAGCUCCAUUUUUGUUUUUGAAUCAAUUUUAUUGAGGUGUGGUUUUUAUAAAACAGAUUGUACCCACUUAAAGUAUACUGUGUGACAAAUUUACACACCCCUGCAGCUUCCUCCACAAUCCAGAUAAGAACAUUUCUACCACCCCCAGAAGUUCCCUUGUGUCCUCCAGUCAGAACGUGAUCCCACUGUAGCCUUAGCAAACACUGACCUUUCUUUCACUAGAUCCAUUUCGGUUUUCUACAGUUGCACCGUCCACUUUGGUAGUCAUGAGCCAUAUGUAGCUAUUAAGCUUGUGAAAUGUGUCCAGUUUGAUUUAGGAACUGAGUUUUUAAUUACAUUUAAAUUGAAUUGGAGUUUUAAUUAUAUUUAAUUAUACUUCAUUUUAAACUUAAAACAGCUAUACAUGUAGCUAGUGACUUCCGUGUUUGGACCAGCAUCAUUGUAAGAGCUUAGCCUUUACAUUUAGGUCUUUGAUCUAUUUAGAGUUAAUUUUUGUAUAUAGUGUGAGGUAAGAAUAUCAUUGUUCUUGUUUUGUUUACAGCCAUCCCAACUCUAUUGGAUUAAGAGACUAUCCUCUUCCCAUUGAAUUGCUUUAGUACUCUGUCAAAAAAUCAAUUCCCCACUUGUUUGUAGUUGUUUUUCUGGCCUCUAUUCUGUUCUAUGAUCUAUGGCUAUCCUUUUGCCAAUACCACACUGUAUAAUAAGUCAACUUUAAAAACAUUGUUUUGAUUCUUUUAGGUCCUUUUGGUUUUCAUACUCAUUUUUGAAUGAAAUAGUCAAAUUCUAUGAAGAUUAUGGGAUUAUGAUCAGAACCGCGUUGAGUCUAAAGAUCAUUUGGGGAGAACUUCCAUCUUUAAAAAAUGUUGAGUCUUCUAAUCCGUAAACCCGGUUUAUCUCUUGAUGAUUUAAAUCUUCUUCGGUUUCUCUUAAGCAGUGUCUUGGCGGUUUUUAGUGUCGAAGUGUUUCACAUCUUUUGUUAAGUUGAUUCCAUUUUGAACUUCCAUUCUAAGCUAUCCAUUUCUCUCUCUGCAUUGCUUUUGUUGUAUCCCAAUGCCUCUGCUUUUAUUUUUCCUAUAUUGGAGAUACGCGUAAAACAGAACAUGGACAACUCCAACUGUGACCGACCUGAAAUGGAUGGGAUCAGAGGAGUAGGUGUAUCAUACAGCAACUUAAAUGUAUCUCUUUGGUAGUUUUGAAAUGUGCCACUCUACUAGAGAAGCACAUGAUAAAACCUAAGACGUCUAUAGUGUGUUUUCAACCCCCUCUGGUGUAUUGGAUAGAUGAAUUAUAGAACAAUAGUAAACUUUCACAAAUUGGACAACUUUUAUAGACUCUGUGAAACUGCCCUGAAACAUGGUUCCUUUGAUUGAGAGAUGAAAUAAUGAUCACCAGGGCUAUCUCUCUCAUUGGCUCUGGUGGAAAGAAAACUGGUGUUACUUCUUCCAGUCCCUGCUCUCACCCCCUUUUUGGGAGCCUAAGAACAACUGCGUUGUUGUGAUCCACAGUUACAAAUCAGUGGAAAAAUCUUAUCUGCUUUUUAAGCAGCACAAGCAUUGAAACCUCAAAUGUGUUUGUCUCUUCAAAGUGAACUACUUUUGACAACUUUGGCAGUCAACUUUAUAAAUUUUAUUGCUCUUUUCCAAGUUCUUUUCAUUUAUUGUAACAAGAAAAAAUUAUUACCAUGUGAUACUGUAUGAUUUAUGCAUAAUAAGAAGCACUACCAUAAUGAUGAUUUAACCUUGCAGUAAGAUAUUUACCCCUAAAAUUUAAGGUAAGAGUAUUUCUCUGUCAGUAAAUUAAGCAGUAGAUUUAUUUGCUGAGUCAUUUUUUAAAAAAUUACUGACUUCUAAGAGCUAUAUGUAUGCAGUAGCUCUCUUUUUUAUUAGAAGACAAUAUGAGAUCAUUAUUUGAAAAUUAGUAAAAGUCGGUAAGCCAAAAGAAGAGAAUAAAUUCUUUGGUUUGCUAUUAUUAACUCCUUUGUAUGUAGCCUUUCAGGCUUUUAAAAAUUGUGGUUGAUAACUGUGCUUCUCCCCCCUCCCCGCCCCCUUAUUGUGAAAUUAUUGCCUGUUAGCAAGGUCAGUGUUUAUCUAAAUUAUUGUUCCUAAUGG
Molecule: messenger RNA, 5993 nt
Organism: Cervus elaphus (red deer)
Lineage: Eukaryota; Metazoa; Chordata; Mammalia; Artiodactyla; Cervidae
Gene: FBXW11
Product: F-box and WD repeat domain containing 11
Exons: 14
Coding region: 170-1861 (563 amino acids)
Molecular function (GO): protein dimerization activity
Source: RefSeq, a predicted model, not a curated record